Messenger RNA from Aureobasidium melanogenum CBS 110374, 756 nucleotides. RefSeq lists its product as uncharacterized. The annotation marks the transcript as partial. Lineage: Eukaryota; Fungi; Ascomycota; Dothideomycetes; Dothideales; Saccotheciaceae. The record is from RefSeq and is a predicted model, not a curated record. The transcript is spliced from 8 exons.
GAAGUACCGACCGCGGCGAGAGUCGUUACCAUGGCUCUCUCCAUGAUAACCAUCAGCGUACUGGCCAUUUGUCUUACUCGUCGGAUACAGGUCAUUCAGAAUUGGAAGAACAUCUCGGUGACGAAUGCUUUGAUCAUUGCGAUAUACAUCGAUUCUUUCCUGUUCAUCUUCUGUACAGCGGUGCUGUCCAAAGCAUUUUCACUGAACCAAUCUGCCGGUAUCUGCGAUGGUGCUAUUUUGCUAUGCCUUAUUUGCUACAUGACUACCAAAAUUAUGAUCUACUACUUCUUGGUUGAAAAAGUGCACAUCAUCCGAACCACCAACACAGCAAGGAGGAAGAGCAAGCUUUGGCUGUUCAACUUCUUCGGCGUCAUAUGUCCCUACGUCGUCUUGGUCAUCCUCAAUUUCGUCUUCCGUAUUGCAUACAUCAACGAGAAGGGUGUUUGCGUUAUUGGAAUGAAGAGGCGCGCUCUGGUACCACUCAUUACAUUCGAUAUUGUCCUCAAUGUCUACUUGACAUCACUUUUCCUGCACCCCCUCCGACAGUGCUACUCGUUCAAGCAGGGCAAGAAAUCUGCAAUGCGAACGCUGGUUCUCCGAACAUUCGUGGGAUCCUGCGCGACUCUUCUUAUGAGUGUCGUUAAUCUGUCGGUCCUUACAAUCCUUGACGGAGAGCCUGGAUAUAUAUGUCUGUGUUUGUGCAAUCUUGAUAUCCUGUUCACUGUUUGCGUCCUUCAUUGGGCAACAGCUAUCGAC